Messenger RNA from Orcinus orca (killer whale), 4030 nucleotides. RefSeq names its product DEPP autophagy regulator 1 (gene DEPP1). The coding region runs from base 3374 to 4000 and encodes 208 amino acids. The record is from RefSeq and is a predicted model, not a curated record. Gene Ontology annotation, cellular component: mitochondrion. Gene Ontology annotation, biological process: regulation of autophagy. Lineage: Eukaryota; Metazoa; Chordata; Mammalia; Artiodactyla; Delphinidae. The transcript is spliced from 2 exons.
CCGCGUCCCACCACUGGCACACACACUCGGAAUAUCUACAACAGCUCCCAGCCCGCGUCCCCGACCAGCCUCCAUUUCCCAAGGUCUGCAGAUGGCAUGGCCACUCCCCUGCCACCAACCCUGAGGUCCUAAUCGACAGAGUCCUCCGGAGGCACCCUCAGCCAGCUCCCACUUGCUCCCCUCAGGUCCUUGAUUCUGUUCCUCUGACCUAUUUCUGGCUCCUGUAUGAGCGCUACCACCUCCAGGCUCCCUGUGUCCAGCCUCAUCACUCCCACAUGUGUGCCUGGCCAGGCUGCUUUGUCUGCACCCUCAGAGCACCUGCCAGAAACCUUCUCAGCUUCACGCUUCCACAGAGUCUAGGUCUUCCCAGCUAUGUGCUCCUAAUCUGCUUUGAUACUGGUCUUUUGGCAAUGAACUUAAAUCGUCAUUCUCCCAAAGCCAUCUCAAGCACCAUUUUAGAUUCACAAAUGCCAUUUCUUUCUCCUUGCUGACAUCAAAAGCCCUGUGAGAAGAGGGACCUUGUGGAAAAUGUCAUAUCCCUGGCAGUGCUUACAGAGGUGUCCUGCAGUGUCGAUUUCAUGGUUAGUUAGUAAUAGUUUAAAACACCCUGCCGUACACGGAGAAAAUAUUUCUCCUCUGUUCAAGUUUAUCAAAAAUACACAUAGCUUUCUGAAAUGGCCUUGCACUGUUUGCUAAAAAAGAAAACAAACAACAACAACAAAAAAACCAGAGCUAUUUUUGAUAACCACUGAUGCUACACAGGCACAGAUAUGUAAGUAAAGAUAUGGAACUGUAUGUAUGUAAUAUGUAACAGAUAUGUAACUGUAAAGGAAAGACUAGAUUUAUCCACUGCAGUUAAAGGUCCCGUGGGGAUAGUAAGAAAACCCAAAGUGGGGUUCAGGGCUUUGUUUUCAGACUUAGCUUCACACGCCUCCAUCAGAUGUUGACAGGUCGCUGGAGAGAGCCUCUGCCCCACCAGGAACACAUCUCGGUGUGUUCAUUCAUGGACAUGUUUAUUCAUGGACACCAGCCCCAUGAUGGACUCUGGGUGGAGGAGAUGAAGCAGACACAGCCCCAGACCCUUUGAUGCUCUGGGGGCACCGCUGGGGCAGGGGCAGCAAGGCUGGACAUACUGAGGCCAGACCUCCAAAGUUGCUGUAUGAAGGCUCUGGGGACCUUGCCAUGAAGAAAGAGGCAGGGGGACUUGCUCUGGGGAAGCGAAGGGCUGAGGCAGAGCUGCUGCCUCUGAGGUCAGGGUUAAGCUAUGCUGGGGACCAGCUGGCCUGGUGUCCCUGCACAAGCGGCAUGGGUGCACCCAACCUGAGCCCCCUACCACUGCUCUACUGCUCCCCCAGCCUGGCCCCAUCAGAAUGGAGGGGAGGCCCUGUCAGCCUGCAGCGUUCUCUGAUCAAAUCAGAGAAGCCCAAAGUAGAGAAGAGGGACCUCCAGGGCAGCCCUCACCACGCAGGUGGGGAAGUAACAGGACGAGAACACAGGUCCCGGGGCCUGGACUUUCUACAAGUUGGGAAAUCAACCUGGGCCCCCUAAUUCUACCCCAGUCAACACUUUUCUCCUCAGUUUAGCCUAUUGGCUUAUUUGCUAAUUGCUAAUGAAUUCAAAGAGAGCCAGAGAAACAGACAAAGGCUCUACAGAAGCGUCCAGAUGGAAGAGCCAUGGAGGUGGGACUUGGUAUGUUUAACUGAAAUCCUGAUCACGGGUUGGCCGCAUGCCUUGGCCCAUGAGAGAUACUCUAGCCAGAAUGCAUGAACUUGGGACUGCCAGCUCCUCCCGCUUGCCUCGGCACCUAGGGGCUGUCCAGCAAUCAGACUUCUGACCUGAGCUUCUGUCUCAGUGACUUGCUUUCCAUCCCCUGCCUGUGGGAACAAGACAGGUGCCUUCCAGGUGGGCCCACGGCUAGGUGGAUGACGUGAGGUCUGUCUGAGAAGGGCAUGGUGCUGGCUCUCUACAAGGGCUUUCCCAGGGUCACCUGCCUCUCCCUCAGCUGCCUCCUGUGCUGACACACUCAUCCCUGGACACCAGCAGUGGCCUCCCAACGCUGGCCAGGUGUUCCUCGGUCUCCCUGUUAGCUGCCCUUUAGCCCACGCACAGCGGCAAAGUCAAUCCUUCAAAGCAGAAGCCAGACUCUUGCAUCCUUGUUCAAAUCCUGCAGUGUCUGUCCAUCCCCUUCAGAGGGAAACCCAGUGUCCAUGCCAAACCCACUGACUUCUCCCCACCUGGGCCAGUCAUAUGGGCCCCUGGCUGUCCCCUGCCCAGCAGACUCUUGCCACAGUGGCUUUCCACAUGCUGCCCCUCCACUGGGAACACACGACCCUCAUUUGUUCAGCUCUCUGCUCAAUGUCCCCUCUUAGAGAGGACCCUCCCAACCCCUUGACCACAGCGCAGCUGGCCUUUUCUUUGCAGCUGUAAUCAGUACCCAACAUCACAGCACCCAUCCACUGAGUACUUAAUUCUUUCCCUCCCUAACAGCUAAGCUCUAGGACGCAAUGAUUCGUUCACUGCUUAUGUCCUCUGUACCUAGAACAGCCACUGGUGCACAGGAGUACUAAUUAGAUACCUGGGGAACAAAGAAACAAACCAGUUAUCAUUUGAAAGCACCACAUCUGGGAAGCAGCAAGACCAGGACCCUGCAGGCUGCCCCUGGUUCCAGAAGAAGGUGGGCACAUCCCAACCCCCAGCAGGCCCAGGGAGCCUGGCCUUAGCCGCCUCCAGGCUAAGCCCUGCAUCGCUGUGUCUGGCAGGGUCCCUCACAGGUGCAGGCCCAAAGCUCUGCAAGAGCGAGCACUGGGCCAAAGUGUCCUGGGGUUGCAGGGUACUAGUGUAAGGUGUAGUGGGGAACACUUCUAGGCGGAGGUGGCAGACCCUAGGGUUGCUUGUGGGAGCCCAGUGGAGCCCUCUGCCUCUCCCAGUGGCCACCCCACCCCUGCCCUGCAGAGUAAACAUUCCCAGAACGUCCCACAGGCACAAAGCCUUGCUCCAAGCUGGGCCAGGCCCCGCCCGCCAAGCUGUUUUCCUCUGAGAGCCUUCCUGAGAAUUGCUAUUUUUGGCCCGUGUGACGGUAACUGAUUGCUGGUGGAAAGGUAUAAAAGCAGCUGCCAGGCCCCGAGGUUCGCCAGACAGCUCAGGGAGGGUUCCGCUCUGGACAGUGGCACAUCGUACAGGGGCCGUAGCACAUCUUCCUCGUCGUCCCCCUCCCAGCAAUCUGACGCCGGACACAGGGCUCCAACUACUGGACCCCGAUCCCUCUGCUCUGAGCUUCCUGGGGGCUUUCUGUGGACUUCCUUGCUCAUCCAGCUCCCCUGUUACCCCCAGACCUCCUCAGCUACAGGUUGCUGCUUCCUUGUGGCCGGCAGCCAUGAGGUCCCGGCUUUUGCUUUCCGUGGCCCACCUGCCCACAAUUCGGGAGACCUUGGAGGAGAUGCUGCCCGGUGGGCCUGGAGAGGACCCCCCCGCCUCCCCUAGCCUGGAUGACUACGUGAAGUCCAUCUGUCAGCUGGCGCAGCCCACCUCAGUGCCGGAUGAGGCUGCAGCCAGGGUCCGACCCAGUAGACCCCACCAGCCAGCCCGUUCCCGUGAGAAGAGCUGCACCACUGGGUCCCUACAGGACAUCACCACCCGCUUCAGUGGCCAGCAGCCCACACUGCCCGGGGCCAGCACUGUGGACCCUCUGGACUGGCUCUUUGGGGAGUCUCAGGAAAAUCGGCCAAGUGGGAGGGACAUGCCAAGGAGGACUGGAUCCUCUGCUGACCCCUGGGCUUCAUGCAGACAGACGGACAGUGGCAAGGCCCGGGGGGCCCCCAGAGGGAGGCUGAGUGAUGUCAGGGCUCCAGGGCACUCUCUGCUGAGACUGCAGAGGGACUGGCACCAGUGCUCCCAGGCUUCUGGGCAACCUGGCCAGGAUGCAGUUUCCCCAACAAGCCCCCGUCCCAGCAGCGUCCUUAGAACUCUCUAUUUGCACCUCCCCGUGAUCCAUGAACUCUGACCCCUCCUCAAUAAAGACUUCUGCAAAUCA